UCAUAAAAUUUGCUAGUGACUACUGCUAUAGAUUAAGAGCUGAGUAAAGUUGAUAUGGAAAGCUGUGAGACACUAGCUUUAUUUCAGAUCCAGCGAUGACUUCCAUAAUUAAACAGUGUUUUACCAAAGGAAUCCAUCAAGUUAUUUCCAGACUGAAUAGACUCAAAAAAGUUGCGAAAUACAAAGUCUACAGGAUUUCGGCUCAUAUGACGGUGAUUGUUUAUAUAUUAUACGCAAAUUUUAUGCAUGUUAAUGUAUUUAUAUGUUUUAUAUAUUGUCUGCAUAUAAUUUGCGCCGGUAUGUUUGAUAAAUCUUAUUGGGAAUUUUCAACCGCUUUCUGUUCUUUUGAUAGAUUAGAAGGAUUACCAUCAUAAACUACAUUUGGAAUAUACAAAUAAAACUUCAAGUUCUCCUUGGUUUUCAACUGAUUGUGCAUGAACUCAAGAAAAUUUAGUUUCCUCGAAUUUUCAAAAUUUCUG
Messenger RNA from Ascoidea rubescens DSM 1968, 479 nucleotides. RefSeq lists its product as uncharacterized. Lineage: Eukaryota; Fungi; Ascomycota; Saccharomycetes; Ascoideales; Ascoideaceae. The transcript has a single exon. Bases 96 to 374 code for a protein of 92 amino acids. The record is from RefSeq and is a predicted model, not a curated record.